UUCUUUGUUGCAGGCUAAAAUCCUCAUGUGUGAAAAUGAAGCCCCAGGCAGCCUUGCUUUGCUGCUUGGUGCUCUUUCCGGCCAUUGAAAGUUCUCACUCUAGAUCUACGAUUCACCUAAAAGAUGGAGAGAAACUUCAAAGCCCGCAAGGGGAUGCUAAGCCUGGCAGGACACAAGAGAGAUGCCACGGGCCCUGCGUCUCCUCCUCCACCUGCAGUCAGCCCUGUGCCAAGCACUUUCGAGGACACGUCGAGUUUACCUGUCAUCAAAACAAGUGGCAAAAAUCCACUGAGACGUGCACCAGCCUCUCCGUGGAAGCACUUUUUAGGGACUCAAAUGAUGCAUCACGCCUGUCCUUAGCCUCAUCAUCGAUUCCCCUGCACCUUCUUGACUUUCGAGCUCCUCAGCCCAUUGAGAAUGUCACCCAGGGAAUCCAGAAGAACUGCCCUCUGGAUUACUCCUGCAUCGUCGAUGCUGUGACGUCAUCGGAGACCACGUCGGGGAACAUUGCCUUUAUAGUGGAGUUACUAAAAAACAUUUCUGCGGACUUGUCGGAUGAUGUCACUCCAGAGAAAAUGGAGAGCUACAGCGAGCUGGCCAACCACAUCCUCAGCCCGGACGCCCUGGCCAACUGGACCUUCCUGCCGGCGGCGCGCGGGGCGGGCGCCGAGGAGCUGCUGGCGGCGGUGAGCGCCUUCGCGGGGCGCCUGCGGCUGCGCGGCGGGGCGCCCGAGAGCGCGGUGGAGCGGCCGUUCCUGCGCGCGCGGGGCGCGGCCCUGCCCGGCGCCCCCGACGCCGCCCGGGGGCGGAGCUUCGCCUUCCCCGCCGACGCCGCCCGCCCGGGGGGCCGCGAGCUGGGGAGCAUCCGCCUCCCCGCGGCGGCGCUGCGCGCGCUGCCCCCCGGGCCGCCGUCCGCGGCCGUGGCCCUGGCCUUCCCCACGCUGGGCGCCGUGCUCCCCGGGGGCCCCGACGGCGCGGUGCUGGCGCUGGCGCUGCCGCGCGGGGCGGGGGAGGCGGCGCCCGGCGGGCCGCGCCACGUGCUGCUCACCUUCCCCGAGGGCCCGGGCGCGCGGGCGCGGUGCGUGGGCUGGCGCGCCCCGGGGGGCCGGUGGGACCCGCGGCCCUGCCGCACGCUGCGGGGCGGCGCGGGGCGCGUGCGCUGCUGCUGCGAGCACGCCGGGGCCGCCAUGUCCUUCUCCGUGCUGCUGUCGCCGCGCUCGGUGGCCGAGGAGGCGCUGGGCUACGUGACGCGCGCGGCGCUGGGCGCCUCCAUCGCCAGCCUGGCGCUCUGCCUGCUGGUGGAGGCCGCCGUGUGGACGCGCGUGGCCGCCUCCGACGCCGCGCGCGCGCGCCACGUGUGCCUGGUGAACAUCGCCGCCUCGCUCCUGGCGGCCGACCUGUGGUUCCUGGUGGGCGCGCACGCCGACAUCCGCAGCCACGCGUGGUGCGUGGCCGUGGCCUUCCUCAGCCACCUCUUCUACCUCGCCGCCUUCUUCUGGAUGCUCUUCAAGGCGCUGCUCCUCGCCUACGGCGUCCUCGUGGUCUUCCGCACCGCGCUGCCCUCGCGCGUGGCGGCCGCGGGCUGCGCCGUGGGCUACGGCUGCCCGCUGGCCAUCGCGCUCGCCACCGUGGCCGUCACCGAGCCCCGCGGCGGCUACGUGCGCUGCGACGCCUGCUGGCUCGACUGGGACCAGAGCCGCGCCCUGCUGGCCUUCGCCGCGCCCGUGCUGGCCAUCGUGGCCGUGAACCUGCUGGCCGCGCUGGCCGUGGCCGUGGGCGCGCAGCGGCCGGCCCUGGGCGGCGCCAAGGCGCGGCUGGCCGCCCGGGCGCUGCGCGUCGGCAAGAACGUGGCCCUGCUCACCCCGCUGCUGGGCCUCACCUGGGGCUUCGGCGUGGCCACGCUCGUGGACGGCGCGCCCGCCGCCUUCCACCUCGUCUUCGCCCUGCUCAACGGCCUCCAGGGCUUCUUCAUCUUGCUGUUCGGAACCAUCAUGGACCACAAGAUAAGAGAUGCCUUGAGGAUGAGGAUGUCUUCGCUGAGGAGGCGGAAGGGGGCAGCGGCGAAUGCAUCAUUGAGUCCAACCAAUGGAUCAAGAUUAAUGAAUCAUUGA
Molecule: messenger RNA, 2111 nt
Organism: Perognathus longimembris pacificus (Pacific pocket mouse)
Lineage: Eukaryota; Metazoa; Chordata; Mammalia; Rodentia; Heteromyidae
Gene: Adgrf4
Product: adhesion G protein-coupled receptor F4
Exons: 8
Coding region: 36-2111 (691 amino acids)
Biological process (GO): cell surface receptor signaling pathway; G protein-coupled receptor signaling pathway
Cellular component (GO): membrane
Molecular function (GO): G protein-coupled receptor activity
Source: RefSeq, a predicted model, not a curated record